Messenger RNA from Alternaria burnsii, 1149 nucleotides. Its product is annotated as rrna adenine dimethylase. Gene Ontology annotation, cellular component: mitochondrial matrix. Gene Ontology annotation, biological process: rRNA methylation. The record is from RefSeq and is a predicted model, not a curated record. The coding region runs from base 1 to 1149 and encodes 382 amino acids. Gene Ontology annotation, molecular function: rRNA (adenine-N6,N6-)-dimethyltransferase activity. Lineage: Eukaryota; Fungi; Ascomycota; Dothideomycetes; Pleosporales; Pleosporaceae. The transcript has a single exon.
AUGCCGAAAGCAAAGCAAAAGCGCACAAAGGCCGUCGACAGCAAUGCCUCUCCCUAUGCUCGCCCAACUUCCGCAAAAGCCUCAGCUGCGCACUCAAUCUUCAAGAUGGACAAAGAUCUUGGUCAACAUAUCCUCAAGAACCCUGGUGUCGCCACCGCCAUUGUCCAGAAAGCACACUUGAAGCAAAGCGACCAUGUCCUCGAGGUCGGUCCCGGAACAGGCAACCUGACAGUCCUCAUCCUCAAAGCCGCCAAACAAGUAACAGCCGUGGAAAUGGACCCCCGAAUGGCCGCCGAGCUCACCAAGCGUGUACAAGGCAGUCCCGAGGAAAAGCGUCUCACAAUCCGCUUGGGCGAUGUAAUAAAAGCCGAGCUACCACGGUUCGACGUCUGCAUAAGCAACACGCCCUACCAAAUCUCCUCGCCCUUGGUUUUCAAGCUCCUUGCUCUGCAGCACCCACCCCGCUGCUGCAUACUCAUGUUCCAGCGCGAAUUCGCUAUGCGCCUCUUCGCGCGGCCCGGCGAAAAGCUCUACUCUAGACUCUCCGUAAACGUCCAAAUGUGGAGCAAAGUCAGCCACGUAAUGAAAGUCGGACGCAACAACUUCAACCCCCCGCCACAGGUAGAGAGCAACGUCGUGCGCAUCGAGCCCAAGAACCCACGACCACAGAUUGCAUACGAAGAGUGGGACGGUCUGCUACGCAUCUGCUUCGUGCGCAAGAACAGGACGCUGAGGGCGAGUUUCCUGGGUACGGCUGCGGUGUUGGAGUUGCUGAGCAGUAACUACCGUCUCUGGUGUGCUCAGAACGAUAUUGAGAUUGAUGAUACGCCCAUGGAUCCUUCCGAGAUCACCGAGGAUAACGAGGAGACGAUGGACGUCGACGAUGAGUUCAAGGGAUUUUCUGAUCCGGAUGACCCCGACGACGAACUCCCAGACUUCUUCAAGCAACUCCAGGCGGAGAGCAAGAAGAGGCAAAAUGGUGUGAAUAGGAAGAAGAAGGGGAGACUGAGUGAGCUAGUCAGGGAGAAGGUGAGGAAGGUGCUCGAGGAUGAGACGCAGUUGGCGGAUAAGCGUGCGAGGUUGUGUGAUGAGGGUGACUUUUUGAAGCUGUUGUAUGCAUUCAAUCAGGAAGGCAUCCAUUUUAGCUAG